GCUCUUCAUCAAAUCGGACCUACAAUGUCCAACAAGGUGCGUGAAAUCUCAAGCCAGGCCAAGUUCAACCAAAUCUUCGCCAACGUCUCCCGACUGCUUGGCGUAAUCGGCUUCGACGUGUUGGACCCCGACUUUGAACCAAACUGGAAAAUGAUCUACCCAUGCGCGAUCAUCUUCUGUGCCAUGCUGCAGAUCCUGUACCUGCUUUGGAUCAACCGGUCGGACAUGGUGCAGUUCCUGGUGAUCGUACCGUACGCGAUGUACGAGAUCAAACUGGUGGACAUCAUGGUGCAGUGUGUGGCAAAGUCGGGCAUGUUUCAAAGCUUGAAGGCAAGAUCUGACGAAAUUUUCGAGCUGUUGUGCGAGAAUCCGACCAACAAGCAAGUUAUGGAUAAAGACUUGAAAGUUGCCAUCUUUCUGCAAAAGUUUAUUUUCGGUUGGAAUGUGCAAACUUCGGUGCUGAUGAUUCCCGGUCCGGUGCUUGUUUGGUUGGUUUCGGGAAAAAUGAUCUUGUUUUUCCUGUACCGGCUGCCGAUCAUUGACGAUCAGUCCGCGGCAGGGUUCUUGCUGAACUUGAUCUAUCACGCAGCGAUCUUGCUGAUUCCUUUCUGCAACAGUGGUGGAAUCGACAGUCUGUUGGUAGCGCUGAUCGUACCGAUCAGUGCCUUCGUCAAUGCGAUCGCCAACGAAGUGUUCGAGAUCAAUGAGCUGCUGGAAAAGGAUAGAAGAGAUGAACUCGCGAUCAAGGACAAACUGAACAGAAUCGCGAGACUUCAUCAACUGCUGCUGGAGUACGUAUCGUUGCUGGAGGACACCUUCAACGGUAUGGCCCUGGUCAGAAUCGGGACGAUCGUGUUGGGGACGAUCGCUGCCAUUAUCACGUUCUUUGAAACCGGCGAUCCGAUGACGUUCGUGUUUAUCCCGGUCCUGUUUGUCCAACUCAGCCAGUGUUGCCUGCUGGGAACCAUCAUUCCGGUUAAGAACGAAGAGCUGAUCGAGCAUCUGUACGACAUCAAAUGGUACCUGCUACCGGAAGGGCACGCCAAACAUGUCUCGUUGAUGCUACACCAGGCGCAAAACGCGCCAACACUGACGAUCGGGAAGUACGCACCGCUCAACGUAGAAAGUUACGAGCAAAUUUUGAACAGCAUCUACUCGUUCGUCACGUUUCUGAUCACGUUCACUGGAUGAAGCGA
Molecule: messenger RNA, 1196 nt
Organism: Culex pipiens pallens (northern house mosquito)
Lineage: Eukaryota; Metazoa; Arthropoda; Insecta; Diptera; Culicidae
Product: putative odorant receptor 83c
Exons: 2
Coding region: 25-1191 (388 amino acids)
Biological process (GO): detection of chemical stimulus involved in sensory perception of smell; sensory perception of smell
Cellular component (GO): plasma membrane
Molecular function (GO): odorant binding; olfactory receptor activity
Source: RefSeq, a predicted model, not a curated record